Messenger RNA from Daphnia magna, 1357 nucleotides. Its product is annotated as GMP synthase [glutamine-hydrolyzing]-like. The record is from RefSeq and is a predicted model, not a curated record. The transcript has 5 exons. Lineage: Eukaryota; Metazoa; Arthropoda; Branchiopoda; Diplostraca; Daphniidae. The coding region runs from base 231 to 947 and encodes 238 amino acids.
GUCUGCAGUAGAAAUUCAUGUUCAUCAGAUGUGGCCUAGUAGUUAGGAAUUCGAGAUAUGUUAAGCGGAUGAAUAUUAAAUGUUCAGUGCGUUCUGUUUUAAACAUUCUUUUGACUACUGCUUAAUAAUAAUGCACUGAAAUUUGCCAUUUUUUCGUACCAACCCGAGAGACAAUUUUUCACGACAAACGCGGUUAUUUGAAAGUUGAUUUUUCACUAGACGUAAUUUGAAUGUACAGUACAGUAUAUUUGCAUGUUAUUUCUUUCAGUUUUUAUUUGCUGUCAGACAAUGUUUCCAUAUCUUUAGGUGCAGUUCCUGUACUCAACCCUACAGUGUGCAAAAAAAGACGGUGGAAAAAAUCUGCUCAUCAUGCUGAUCCGCACAAAGCCAGAUCCAUAGUCAGAGAAAAAUGUGUAGAAACUGAAAUUCUAGCCCUGGAAACCCAAGGUGCCCUUCUGCUUCAACAAGGCUAUGAAGCAAUUACAAUUUCAGGAGGUCCCAAUUCAGUUAACGCGGUGAUGGUCGAUUAUGCUAAUAUGGCAGCUAAGGAACAUGCCUUAUUGCUUAAUCGGAUUGAAAUCGCGACGUCGGAAGAAGAGCGUCUUGUUCUAGAAGAACUGUCCAGUCGCAACCAGUAUGUUGCCCCGCUACUGCCUAUUCACAUUGGCGGUGUUAAGGGCCGAACUUAUAGCUAUUUCGUAGAACUGAGCUCUGAUCAGACACAGCCAAACUGGAAUGAUCUAGCCCCCUACGCCCGCUUGAUACAGCGUGUUUGCUAUAAAUUCGGAAAGGCUGGGCGUGAAUCGGUGACAGACGUUACACCUACCUACUUAACGAGUAACAUUUUGGCGAUCUUGAGGGAAGCGGAUUAUUUGUCAAAUAAAAUAUUACGGGAUUCGGGUUGCUAUAAUAAGAAGCUAGCGCAGAUGCUAAUCAUCCAAUCUUGAUCCCUUUCACUUUGAUCGCGAUUCUAGUCAACGCAUUCCAUCAUGCCAUUGAUCAUUCUUUUCACAGGACUUUAUGACUGGAAUUCCUGCAAUUCCUGAUACCCAUUUGCCCCAAGAGGUUGAAGACAAGAUGGUUGAAACCGUCUUAACUGUUCCAGGAAUUUUUAGGGUCUUGUAUGAUCUGACUGCGAAACCACCCUGGACAAUGGAGUGGGAAUUAUUUGAUUUACGAACGUUUCUUAGGCAAAUGAUCUCCGCCACUCUUUACAGAACACGGAUACGGAAUUUUAUCACUGACCAGAUUUAGAAGGGAUAUAUUAUAAUAGUGGAUUCAGUAAAGACUUUGGAAAUUGAAAAAUUAAUCAGCUUUGUCGUCUCGUGAAAAUCUCUUAAACUGGCUUCUUAGGAAA